Lytechinus variegatus (green sea urchin) is the source of this 20202-nucleotide messenger RNA. RefSeq names its product adhesion G-protein coupled receptor V1-like. Gene Ontology annotation, cellular component: membrane. Bases 117 to 19040 code for a protein of 6307 amino acids. Gene Ontology annotation, biological process: cell surface receptor signaling pathway; negative regulation of adenylate cyclase activity; G protein-coupled receptor signaling pathway. Gene Ontology annotation, molecular function: G protein-coupled receptor activity. The transcript has 98 exons. The record is from RefSeq and is a predicted model, not a curated record. Lineage: Eukaryota; Metazoa; Echinodermata; Echinoidea; Temnopleuroida; Toxopneustidae.
UCAUCCGUAGAAACAACAGACGCCGAAUCGAAGAGACGCCUAACGAUAUUAGGUAUUAAAUUACACCGCUGUUGGCUUGGAGAGCAUGUAACAAGAGUGGUGUUUAAUAUUCCAGCAUGCAUUUCAGUGUCUGCGGGGUUCUGUUGCUGCUGGCAGCAUCAGUAGCCCUCGGCCAAGCUCAGACGAUAAGGUUUCAAGACACAGCAGUGAGCAUAUCAGAAGGCGAUGUUGCGGAAGUGAGAGUGGAGAAGGUUGGAGCCAGCACCCAACAGAUCAACGUGGUAGUAAAGAUUCAAGAUCCAAAUAAUGAUUUCUUUGAGACAUCAAAAAUUCUAACAUUUGAUGCGGGGGACUCCUCCUCCUCCGAGACCGCAUCAUUCGCUUCACGGGAUGAUGACCUGCCGGAACCUGCGGAGGUAUUUGUCUUGUCAUUGGAAGUUAUAAGCAAUGGGGCUAGUAUUGGGAGCCCAAGUCAGGCACAAGUCACCGUGGAGGACAGCGAUGAUGCCUUUGGAAUCAUUGGAUUCGAUAUGAUAUCUCCAUUGUACGUGAAUGAGGCUGUAGAGAGUGAUAAUCCUGUUCAGUUCUCACUCAUAAGAACUGCCGGUCUCUUUGGCACUGUGGCGGUCAACUAUCAGAUAUCAGGUGGUCCGAAUGCAGCAAGCAAUGACCUUUCACCUGUGACAUCAUCUGUUACAUUCCAAGAAGGCGACUCAUCAGCAUCGUUCAUUGUGUCAGUCCUAGCAGAUGAGGUUCCUGAGAAUGAAGAGACUUUUAAUAUUGUAUUGACCAGUGUGACCGGUGGUGCUCGACUCAAUUCUUCGACCUCGUCUAUCCAAGUGAUCAUAGAGGAGAAUGAUAGUCCCUUGCGCUUUGCCCAGCCUCUCUACGUCUUUGACGAGGAUGCUGGCAAUGUCUUUGUCGAGGUCCUGAGAGGAUUGGCCGCAGAUGGCCAGACAAGUCUUGGUCCUGUUGGCGGUCUGGUCACUGUGAAUUACUACCUGACACCCAGUGGUGCCGAGAAUUUAGUGGACUAUAUAGCGACCAACGGCAGUAUCAUCUUUACAGCAGGUGAAACCAAGAUGCCUAUCAACAUUGUGAUUUUACCAGAUAGUAACCCUGAACUUAGUGAAGACAUUGUCAUCACAUUGAUCAACCCAUCUGAUAAUGCAGUCAUUGCUUCUCCAUCAAGUACUGUUGCGCGAAUCCGUGCAAACGAUGACCACAAUGGCGUCCUCUCCUUCAAUUCUUCGGGAUCUCUGUACGUAGUGGUCGACGAGGAAACAACACGGAUUGUGAGAGACUUUGUGGUUUUGAGGACGGGAGGUGCCUUCGGAGAGGUGACCGUCGGGUACCGAGUGCUGCUCAACACCUCGCAGACUCAAGAAUCCUCUGGCAUUGUCCGAUUCCAGGAUGGGCAGCGGUCCCAGGAGCUCACCAUCCCGAUUCCUCAGGACAGUGUCCCAGAGGAAGCUGAGGUAUACAUUGUCCAGCUCUUGCCUGAGACUGUCACGGGAGGGGCCAGGGUUGAUGGUGUCAUAGAGGGGACAUUGGUUGUCCGUGACAGCGAUGACGUCUAUGGAGUCCUGCAGUUCUCUUCAGACAGUGACCAGUCCAUCGUGGUCAGUCCUCAGCCUAGGAAAUUGCAGCUCCUCAUGACAAGGAGCGGAGGAAGAGUUGGAGAUCUGCUUGUCACCUUCAACGCAUCAUAUCUUCUGAUGGAUGGAUCUACAGAUGAAACCGAAAAUGUCUUAGAGACUGCAGGCAGUAGUACAACAGUAUUCCUUGAUGGCACUUCUGUCCAUCGCUUUGAGGUUCCGAUCCGGGCCAAUGCUUUCCUGAGUCUCGGAGCACAGUUCGUAAUCACACUGGUGGAUGUGUCGCUGCUCAGUCCAACUCCCAUCCUGCCACCGACCAGCCCUCGCAUCGGGUCAAAGGUCACGGUAUCUCUUCCUGUAACAGCGGCUAUUGCUAAUGGAGAGAUUGGCUUUGAUACGUUGGGCUUGGUUGUGGAUGUACGGGAACCACAGGGCCCAAAUCCUUAUGAACUAUCACUGAACUUGACCAGAGAGGGUACAUCAGGAGAAGCAGUGGUACUCUGGAGGAUCGUUGAUCCACCAGGAUCAGGGAACGUUGCCUCUGAUGCUGACUAUGGCUUCCCCAACGGAUCUGUCAGGUUUGCCCCAGGUGAGGCUAUGCAGGUUCUGACAGUUGAAAUCUUACCCGAUGAGCUAGCAGAAACAGACGAGAUGUUCGGUGUGGAACUAUACCAAGUAUCACCAGAGAACCAGCUUCUCCGCGCUGGAGACACCAUCGCCACCGUCAUCAUCCUCGAAAAUGACAACCCAGGUGGUAGCUUCGAGUUCUCCGCCUCCACAGCAGGACCGUACAUCAUCUCAGAAGGCGGGGAUGUCGUCCAGAUCAGAGUGGAGCGUACCGGCGGAAGCCUAGUCCAGAGGAGCGUUCUAUUCUCCAUCGAGGGUGGCGGAAGCGCAGAGUUCUUUGGUGCCCAGGGCCUGGCAGAGUUUCCACCUGGUGUCCAUACCUACACCAUCACCCUUGCAGCGGUUGCUGAUGGCACCCCGGAAUUGGAUGAAACUUUCUUCCUGGCUCUCUCCCCGUUUGGCAGCCCUGCCAGCAAACUUGGUAACCGCACCGUGAUAGAGAUUACCGUCCUUGGCAAUGAUGAUCCCUAUGGUGUACUUGAAUUCCAAGAUGACCCAGCCUUGAUCUACAUCGAUGAGAGCACCAGCAGUAACAACCAAACGGCUCAGUUUGCAGUGGUGCGGUCAAGAGGUACCUUCGGAGAAGCUUCUGUGUCUUGGAAUGUGGCACCUGCAGGAUCAUUCUUUGACCUUGUUCCCACCCAGGGUAUUGUCACGUUUGGACCGGGAGAGAGUCUCAAGUACAUCUCUAUCACAGCUCGCAAUGAUCAGAUUCCCGAAGGUUCAGAAAGUUUUACAGUCAGUCUGUCCAACCCAACCGGAGGAAGCCGUCUUGGAACCCCUACAACAGCCACUCUCAACAUCAAUAAGAAUGAUGAUGCUGUUUUCUUUGAAGAUCCUGUUAAUGUAACUGUAAGUGAGCCUGGUGCCGUGACCCUGACCGUCUUGCGGAACAGCAGCGGAGACACUGCAGCAACCGUUGACUUCCGAACACUACCAGGCACGGCCCUGUCAUCCAGAGGCGACUUCGCAGAGACAAGUGGCCAGCUGAGCUUUCCCGUCGGAGUCACGGCGGCCACCAUCGAUCUACUGAUCUUGGAGGAUGCAGAACCUGAAGAUUCGGAAACGUUCACAGUUCAGCUCUUCAACCCAGUCGGUGAUAUUGUAGUUUAUGGCUCUGGCGUAGCAACCGUAACCAUAGAAGCUAACGAUGAUCCAGGAGGCGUGUUCAGCUUUCAAGAACCGGUUGAAGAUGUUGUUACCAAUGAGGAGUCCGUCCUGAACUUUGUAGUCGUAAGAGAGCGUGGAAGCUUUGGAAUAGUCCAGGUGAAUUGGGUCGUGACGACCAACACCUCGUCCCCGCUCUCUGAUAACGAGGACUUCGAGGAGGUCGGGGGUUACGUAGAGUUUGCGGCGAGUCAGAUCCAGGGAACCAUCACCCUCCGAACGCUGGCGGAUGGCAUCCCAGAGUUCAAUGAAAACUUCUUGCUUACGCUGACAAGUACAGAUGGCGGAGGAAGACUAUCGACAAGCCAGCCCCUGUCGGCAUCCAUCGAGAUCUUGGUGAACGACGACCCGUACGGUGUCCUGGCUUUCUCGUCCUCCUCCAGGGAGAAGGACGUCGCCGAGGACUUCUAUCCCGGCGAUGAGGACUUGGCAACAGCCACCUUUACUGUGCAGAGACUCCAGGGGACGUCAGGGUCUGUUGGGGCUGUUUGGGAGCUUUACUCAGAUGCCAUCUCGGGAAACCUUCCUACCGUCAUCGACCUCCUUUUCCUUGGUGAAUACAACCCUUCUAAUGGAGUAAGUCUUGUGACCGGGGAACAGCGUCAGUACACCGGCACACCCGUCUACUCCUUCAGCGGCCAAAUAUUGUCACUGAUGACCAUACCCCAAGUCUACCACCCCUCCCGCACCGACACCGCUGCAGGUUUUACCCUGAGCGCCUGGGUGCGCCCUAACCAGGGAUCCGAUGGCUUCAUCAUCUCAAAGGUGUCUUCCUCUGCUGCCGGUAUCACUUACUAUGGUCUCAGGCUUGGGACCCAGUCCAGGACCACCUCCCUGGAGCUGCGCUACUCCUCCGCAGCAGUGACGAACUCUGUCCUGGGAAUAACUCGAUUUGAUUUGGAACUUGUUGACGGUGCCUGGCACUUUGUAGUAGCCACGGUGGAUAACCAGAGGCUUCGAGUCAACCUGUAUGUUGAUGGUUCAGCAAUCGCAGAGGAUCUUGUUCUUGAUGAUGUGGUACUGGACGGUGACGGUCAGAUGUAUGUUGGAGCUUCUCGACCUGGGAAUGAGCUCUACACCGGGAUGCUACAGGAUGUCAGGAUAUACAACAGUGUUCUUCAAGAGAGAGAGAUGAUGGAACUCCGAAACAACCCUGUUGCCCAGGAUGUCACUCCCAUCUCAGGGACUGUGACCUUUGCCCCCGGUGUGACCUCUGCUGACCUGGAAGUGAACUCGGUACAGGAUGUGGAGGACGAAGGGAACGAGGUGUUCACCCUGUCCCUCAUGUCUGCCAGAGGGGGCGCUGCACUCAGCGACGGUGGAGAUGUGGCUUUACUCUCAGUCUUGAAAAGUGAUAAUGCCAAUGGACUCUUCGGGUUCUCUGGGCCAUGCACUUCCACAAAUGCUUCAACUUCCUCCGCGGAGGCCCUUCGUUUCACCUGUGGGGUCCUCCGUUCCCGUGGCGACCAGGGCAUUGUCACCAUUCCGUGGGAAAUACGCCUCCAGCCCACAGAUACGAUCGCAGAGGAUGACUUCGUUAAUGCCUCGGGCACUGUCGUAUUUGGGAAUGGUGUCAGGGAACAGACUUUCACAUUCACCACUGUGGAUGACCUGGCUCCGGAAGUGCUGGAGGAGUUCAUAGUCUACCUGCUACCCGACCUUCCACUCUCCGAUGACGGUCUCAUCGGAUCGACCAACACCAGCGGGGCCAGCAUCGAUCCCACCGCUGCCACCAACAUAGUGGCCAUCCCGUCCAGCGACAACCCGCACGGUCUCCUUCAAUUUUCCGUCGGCCAGCCACCAAAUCAGACCGAUCCCCUCCUGUCUCCUGAUCUGGGCCUGGUGGAGACCACGGUGAGGGAGGAGGAAGGUGUGGCCAGGCUCCUUGUAGUCAGAGCCCAAGGGUUGCUGGGGGAUAUCACGGUGGAAUGGCGGACUGUGGAUGGCUCUGCUGUGUCUGCCGGAAAGAAUCCGAUAGACUUUGUGAGUGCAGGAGGCACCCUUCAGUUCUCCGACCAGCAGCGCUAUGCCUUCAUCUCCAUCAGUAUUGUAGAUAAUGAUAUCGCAGAACUUGAGAAGUCUUUCCAAGUUCAACUUUCAAGUCCUACAGAAGGAGCUCAAAUUGGACCAGCCUCCACAAUAGAAGUAGUCAUCCUCCCGUCAGAUAAUGCCUAUGGAACGUUUGAGUUUGAUUCACAAUCUCUGUUUGUGACGGUUGAAGAGCCUGAACCUCUCCAGACUAAUGACGUCACCUUGCAGGUGAUACGUCUUGGUGGAGCACUGGGUGAGGUCAUGGUCUUCUGGUCGGUGACCUCUGACCCCAUGAACCCUAAUGCCCUCGUCAGCAGCGACCUCGUGACCUCUUCUGGCAACGUGACCUUUGAUGUGAAUCAGAUGACAGCUGAAAUUGUGAUAAAUGUUCAACCUGAUAGUGUUCCCGAGUUGGAUGAACUAUUCAAUGUCAACCUAUUCAUGGCCACCGACGGUCAAAUUGGCAACGCUUCGCAAGCAGUGCUGUUAAUCAGUGCUAAUGAUGAUCCGUAUGGAGUGUUUGUGAUGGACCCGCAGUCCCGAGUUGUCAUGGCAACAGAAGAAAGCACUGAAGUGACUCUACAGAUUUUGCGAGACAGAGGCCAAGAUGGAGAUGUCCAAGUGAUGUAUGCCACUCUGAAUUUCAAUGAAGAGCUUACCAACCUUCCAGCACAUGUUAGGAGAGCCGAGGAGGGAGAGGACUUUGUAGCGACGCAAGGUAUGGUGUUGUUUCUGGCUGGUCAAGAGACGGCCAAUGUCACCAUCCAGCUUCUCGACGAUGCCAUUCCCGAGACGGAGGAGAGUGUCUUUGUCUAUAUCAUCAGUGCCACGAUUGUCAAUCCUGCUCAGAACAACCCAGUGGCAAAUUCUCCCAGAGUUGGAACUGAGAACAUCGGUGAGGUGAAGAUCAUCGCCAAUGACAAUGCAAAUGGCGUUCUACAGUUGUCGUCAGAUCAAGUUUAUGUGAUGGAGGGACAGACCCAAUCUGUUAUUAAUGUCACUCGAUCAGCCGGGACAUUUGGCACUGUGACCGUCAAAUUCCAAACCAUCCCUGGAACCGCAGAGGUCGGAGUUGAUUACUCGGUGACUUCAACCGACGUCAUCCUGUAUGACGGCGAGACGACCAAGCCCCUCCCUCUAGAGGUCAUCAAUGACCAGACUCCGGAGGUCGCAGAGACAUUCAGGGUCGUCUUGUUGGAGCAGAUUACAGGGGGCGCUGUUCUGGGGUCACCGGAUGAGGCAGAGGUCAUUAUUGAGCAGUCCGAUGACCCAUAUGGGAACUUUGGAUUUGGAUUUUCUAGUCAGAUUGUGACUGAACCAGAGGAAGGAGAGACAAGACAGUUGACGCUCAGCGUCAUCAGGAGUGGCGGUACCAUCGGUGUUGUGGCUGUCGAGUGGCAAGCAACAAUCAAUGGUGAGCUAGCCGUAGAUGAUGUCUUUCCUACCGGAGGAACCCUUUACUUUGUAUCCAACGAUGUUACAAGGACUUUCACGCUCAAUAUUCUGCCUGACGAUGUACCAGAAGAAAGAGAGAAUGUUGUACUGCUCCUGGUGAAUGCUACCGGCGGAGGAGUGGUCGGAGACCAACCUGAAGCCAUCAUCAGUGUAGAAGCUAAUGACAAUCCUCAUGGCACGGUGGAGUUUGCCUUGGAAGAUAACCUCGUCCAGGAGACGGAUCAGCAGGAUGAGAUCGCUGCAUUGAGGGUCAUUAGGAGUGGGGGAAACUUUGGCACCCUUGAAGUGACCUACAGCACCAUGACCCUUGACAUCAUCUCAGAAGCCACGCUCGAUGGCCAGACUCCGGUCAGUUACUACCAGUCACCAAUAGAGGGCAGUCUUCAAGUGGCCAAGACGUCCUUCGAUGUCUCCUCCUUCUCCAACACGCUCCAGGGCUGUGCCGAGACCUGUCUCCGCCAGCAGGCCUGUGGUGCCUUUGAGUACCGCGCCAUAAAUAUGACGGUGCUGUGUCUUCUGACAGUGUCUUCGGGCACCGAGAGUGUUGACCUGAAUACAGGGUUCAUGCUUUACUUGAAGGACAGUGUCAAGACUCAAGCCUUGUAUGCGAGCCAGGCCAUCGCUGGUGUCGACUACGAACCGGUGACCAGCGGAACGUUCCUGAUCGGAGAUGGAGAAUCAGAAAGCUUCGCUCAAGUCAUGAUCCUCAACGACACCUUACCGGAACAGGAUGAAGCGUUUGGGCUGAGCCUGAUGUCUGUUCGCGUACGGAACAACAGCCCCUCCCCUCUAAACCUUCCAACCCUUGGCGAUCGUCGGUCCACCCGUGUGACCAUAGAGAACAACGACGAUGCUAACGGUGUAUGGAGGCUGUAUAGUAACAGCCCAGAUGCAACCGACGGCGGUCAGAUGCUGGCCAUCGAGGAGCAGCCUGGUCUCAGUGUCAGUGUGGAGCUUGUUAUUGAGAGAGGGGGUGGAAAUAUCGGCGAAGUGGCUAUCUCUUGGAUGAUAUCUGGAGGGAGUGCUACUAGCGGGUUGGAUUACUCUGCCAGCGGUGGAACCCUGACUUUCACCUCUGGUCAAACCAGACAAGUCAUAAACGUUGGUAUCCGUGAUGAUGAAAUACCUGAGAUCGACGAGUUCUUCACUGCCCAACUUUACAACCCUGGAGGGGGCAGUGUUCUUGGACCCGACAGCAAUGUCACCAUCGUCAUCCUCGCUAACGACUUUGUAGCCGGCAUCCUUCGCUUCUCAACUCUCUCCUAUAUCAUCUCUGAAGGUGAGACGUUCAACGUCACCGUGGAGCGUUCUACCCCUGGCAUGGGUGUGGUGACCGUUGACUGGUCUAUCGAGAGCCCUCAAUCUCUGGAUCCAGAUCUCUCCUUCAGACAAACCAACGGCCAGAUUAUAUUCCAAGAGGGAGAACUGAUGAAGGAAGUUACACUAGAGUCGCUUCCUGAUGAGACACCGGAAACCAACGAGAAUUUCCAGAUCAUCCUCACCAACGUACAGACCACAGGUGUAUCGCCGACCGGAGCAGCGUCGAUCGACCCCCAGGGGGCCAGCGCUUCCAUCAACAUCGGGGCCAGUGAUGAGCCUCAUGGGGUGUUCAGCUUCGCCCAGGGGUCCCUUCAGGUGGCCACGCCCGAAGGAGAUCGCUUGGUGCAGCUCUUUGUGGAGAGGAAGUAUGGAGCCAUUGGUCAAGUACGCGUGUCAUACACUAUAUCCCAAGGAUCCUUAGACCCUACCAAGCCGGCCAAUGAGAGGGCUCUGAACGGGUCCGACUUUGUGGGCGGGGCCGGAUUCGUGGACUUUUCCGACGGGUCGUCUUCCGAGUCCAUCUCCAUCCUGAUCAAUGAAGACGACAUUCCCGAACUUGAUGAGGUAUUCCUCGUCACGUUGAACAGCGUGGAACUACUGGGAAGUGUGGAUGUGGAUACACCCCCUAAACUGGACACAGUUGACCUUGUGUCAGAGGUCACCAUAUCAGCCAAUGACGGCACCCAAGGGGUCAUCAGGUUCGACACCAUGGUAACCAAUAUUGAUGUAUCGGAGGAUGUGGGGUCGGUAGACGUGACCGUACUGAGAGACCAAGGAACCUACGGAGAGGUCUCUAUCUUCAUCUACAGUCAACCUGUCACUGCAAGGAAAGGAGACGACUACCAGUUUGACGAUCAGGUGCUUUUGUUUGGGGAUGGUGAGAGUACCAAGACUGUUACCUUGAGCAUUGUCAAUGAUGCCAUCGCAGAGGAUGGCGAAACCUUGGAACUCUUUCUCAACAAUCCUACCGGUGGUCUGGAUCUUGGAGAACCUGUCAGAGUGUUGGUGACAAUCGAAGCCAACGACGAUGCCUUUGGGAUCGUCUACUUUGUGGGUGAUCAGACCAUCGCCAUCGAUGAGCCGACGCCUGCCUCCACGGCGAAUAGCGUGGCUCGUUUUGCCGUCCUGAGAGACAGGGGCACCUUUGGCCAGAUUGAUGUUCCAUUUGAAGUGAUCGGUGGGGAUGGUGACCUUUCACCUACGACUGGCUUCGUUACCUUUGGCCCCGGGGCUCAGGCUGCAGUUCUUCAAAUUGCUGCUGUGGUGGACAACAUCCCAGAGCUGGAUGAGGAGUUCCAAGUUUUCCUCCGCGAGCCAACAGGGGGCGCUAAGCUUGGGAGUACAACCAAUGUUACCAUCAUCAUCCGGGAAAAUGAUGCUCCGUAUGGCUCUAUGCAGAUCUUCCCCUAUGGUUCAAGUUCAUCUUCGGUUGAGGUGGAAGAGUCUUCGGGUACAGUAUAUUUCACCGUGGCCCGGGGAGGAGGCGACAUAAGCACCGUCACCGUGGACGUGUCAACUCAACCCGGUACAGCCAUUGCAGCUGAUGGUGACAUCCCUGUCUUGGCCAACACCCAGAACAUCACUGGCGUGGGUGUCCGGUCAUGGCUUCCCUUCACGUCCAAUGGGGAGUCCUUCCUACUCCUCCUCAGCGAUUCCAGGACCGAUCCACUCACCACGGGGGUGAACAGCGAUGGUUCGGAGGGACCACCCGACAGUAGCGAUGUGAUGGGAUCCAUGCUGUUCAGAUGGCAGGGCGUCUUUGUGCCUGUACAGACAUUGGAGACCGAUGGGGCUGUCAGGGCUGCAUCUACGGUAGUCGGAAGUGACACAACUCUCAUUGCCAUUGCUAACAUGGGAGCUAGUGGACGUCGUCAGACCUCAUCGCGUAUCUACAGACUCAAUGCUAAUGGGUCGUUGACUGUGAUUCAAGACAUCUCAACUGUUGGCGCGUCUGAUGUGGAGUUCUUCAAUCUCGGAUCAGACACCUACCUUGCAAUAUCCCAGCUCAGGAGCAACAACGGACAGACCCUUUCCAACUCUGUCAUCUAUCUCUGGAACGGUGUCAGUUUUACCCAGAGUUCCCUGUUCAGCUCCAACGGGGCCUCUGCCGUAGAUUCCUUCUCAAUCAACGGCAACCAGUACUUGGCUGUGGCAAAUUAUUACGACUCUUCGCUGGCCUCGUAUGAAAUCAUGAGUGUGGUGUAUGAAUGGCAAGGUGGUAACUUAGUCCAAGUCCAGCAGAUCUCAACCCAGGGUGCUACUGAUAUCCAAGCAUUCACGGUAGGAUCCAAUGCCUACCUAGCCGUAGCUAAUAGCAGGAAUGAUGUUGGCAACACAGAAAUCGAUUCAGUAUGGCGAAAACGCAUCUACCAGUGGAGUUCAUUGACCUCUCAGUUUGUCCUACACCAGUCCAUCCCCACCCAGGGGAUCCAGUCUCUCAGGGUAUUCAUCACCCAACCUGACGACGUCACUCACCUGGCCCUUGCAAACGCGGAUGGCCCAUCCUCUGUCUAUACCUGGAACACCUUCAACUCCAGGUUUGACCUCCUGGUGACCUCUGACCCGGCCUUUGACCUUGUCCCCCUAGAGGUUGAAGGUAGCACGGUGCCCAUCCUUGCCUCGGCCAACUACGGUGAGGGUGCUUUGGCUGAGAUGUCUUCCAUCUUGCAGCUGACCGGUGUAGCGGAAGACUCGGAUUACGUUCCUUGGUCAACCCGACUGACCUUCACACCCUCGGACACAGAACUCACCUUUGGCGUUUCUCUCCUUGACGACAUCCUCCCGGAGGACGACCAGACCUUCAGCGUCUACCUCUCCAGUCCAACCAACGGAGCCCAGCUGGGCUCUCAGAGCCUGGUCACCGUCGUGAUCACCUCAAACGACGACGCUCACGGAAUUGUGGGAUUUGCGGCAGAGUCCCUGUCGGUUCAGGUGGAGGAGAGGGCCACGGACACGCCGGCGGUGCUGACCGUGGAGAGGCUUGGGGGUACUGCUGGGAUGGUGGUGGUGGAGUGGGAGGCGUUUGGACAGCUUGCUGCUACGGAUGCCAGGCCACUUGUUGGCCAGAUUGAGUUCCAGGACGGCGUCGCCACCGCUCCUCUGGUCAUCACCGUCCUCGCGGAUGACAUCCCGGAACUCGACGAGACCAGCACCAUCCGCCUCACCCGGGUCGUCAACCCGGGAACGACCCGUCCUGGCCGUGGGGCCACCAUCAGUCCGUCGACCGGUUCCGCCGAGCUUCGGGUGUUGGCCAACGACUCCCCUCAUGGGGUGUUUGCCUGGAACCUGGAGUCACUCUACACUGCUGUGGAUGAACCGGAAGGGUCGCAGGGGUCGAGGAGUGUCACGCUGUAUCUGACCAGGGAGCAGGGCUUUACGGGCGUGGUCAAUGUGUAUUACAGCACUUCUGAAGCUGCAGGCCUACCCGACAUCCAGAGAGCCGAGAGUGGAAGUGAUUUUGCUUUGCGACAAAACUUUGUCACCUUUGAAGAUGGUGUCGAUGUUGCCUCCGUGACUGUCAAUGUUUUGCCUGACACCGAUGCUGAAGGUCCAGAGACGUUCUUUGUCAACCUGACAUCGGUGGAGCUUGUGUCAGGUCAGCUGGUCAGUGGAGCGCAACCUAGUAUCAAGAAUGGGCAGGACGUUGCCGAGGUGACCAUCAGACAGAACGACAAUGCUAACGGUAUCCUCCAGCUGAACGUUAGUAAGAACGCCGAUGGUGAUGUGGAGGUCUACGAAGGAUCCGGCACCAGUGGUAUCCUCAACCUCCCGGUGCUGCGUACGGCCGGUGCAAUCGGCACUGUUGGCGUGAGCUGGCUCGCUACCACCGUCAGUGCCUCCACCGCCGACUUCAACCCGCUCUCCGGUAAUGUCACUCUCGUAAAUGGCCAGAGAGCUGCCACCAUUUCAAUCAACAUUGUUGAUGAUCGUAUCUAUGAGGAUGAUGAGAGAUUCACAGUAUCCCUUCACAGCCCAGCUGGGGGCGCUGUUCUUGGUAGUGAGACGUCCAUCAUUGUCAAAAUUCUCAAGAACGACUCCCCUAAGGGUCUCUUUGGAUUUGCCUUUACACAGGAGAGUGUCUCUGAGUCUGGCGGUCCUGUGACUUUCACCGUAGAGAGAACCCAGGGCACCCAAGGGAACAUUGAUGUGAGAUGGGAAGUAGAAGCAGCAGGAAGAAUGGACCUUACCCCUUCGUCUGGAUCUCUCUUCUUUCAACAGGGUGAUGCUAGGAAGUCCAUCAUACUAGAAGCAAUCCAAGACAAUAUACUGGAAGGAGAAGAACGUUUUACUCUUUCCCUCACCUCGGCGACCGUCGAUGCCGAGAUCUCCCCUGUGUAUGGGACAGCUACUGUGGUGAUCCUGGCCAACCCUGACUCAGCUGGUAUGGUCAGCAUCUUACCCGACUCCAGGAAUAUCUUGAUUAGCGAACCCAUGCAGGGAUACGACGGACAGGCCAUCCUACAGUUGACUCGUGGUGCAGGCAUCUUUGGUGAGGUGAGUGUCAACUGGCAGAUCUCUCCGACUGGUGAUAAUGCCUUCCUUGAAACCUCCGGACAGAUUGUUUUCAGAGACAGGCAACAGAAUGCUACUAUAACUAUACAGACCCAGGAUGACUCUAUCCCAGAGCUGAGGACCACCUACACGUUAGUCCUGGCCUCGGUUACAGGAGGUGCCUCCAUUGACUCCACCUCCGGUGGUAACCAGGCAACCAUCGUCAUGGUAGCCAGUGACAACCCCUUUGGUGUUUUUGAGUUUGACCUGCCCUCCGAGGUCACCAUCAGUGAGGAACAGAAUUUGGUAUCCAUACCCAUCGUGCGAAACGCAGGCAUCUUUGGCUCUGUCCAAGUCUCCUACACCACUACCCCUUACACCGCCCAGGAGGGGGUGGACUUUGCACCCUCGACCGGAGCCUUGACCUUCUCAGAGGGGGUCGACAGCCUGGACGUCACCAUUGCAAUCCUAAAUGAUGAUAUUCCAGAAGGACCAGAGGCGUUCUGGCUCAACAUCACUGACGUUCGUCUCCUUACACCAACAAAUGUUGAUUAUACACCGGUCAAUGGCCUCCAGCCCGACAUGCAGCCAUCACUUGGUUCCCUGUCUGUAAAGACUAUUCUUAUUGGUGCUAAUGAUAAUGCAGAAGGGAUCAUUGACUUCAGCAAGUCUCUGUACGAAGUCCAAGAGGACAUAGGUACAGCCAUGAUUCCUGUAGUCCGCAGUGCUGGUAACUUUGGUCUGAUCAGCGUGUCCUUCGAGGUAGAGCCUCUGGAUGCCACACCCGGGGGUGUCGAUUUCCUCCUGACCAGCGGCAAGAUCACCCUGUCCGACGGGCAAUCCGAAGCCUUCAUCCCCGUCACCAUCAUCGACGACACCCUCAAGGAGUUCUCCGAGUCUUUCAACAUCCGGCUGACGGGAACGGAAGGGGGUGCCCUCCUCGGGGGUAACCUCACGGCGACGGUGGUGAUAUCAAAGAGCGAUGGUCCUGAUGGUCUCAUCGGCUUCACCUUGUCCAACCUUGACAGGGUGAUUGCUAAUCCUCCUAAUGACAGGGAUUUGACCUUCACCAUAGAACUCUCCGGAGGUCUGGAUCAGUAUUUGGUUGGAACUGAGGUUCGCUGGAGGAUACUCGGUCCCAACACAGACUCCAUCCUACAAACGACCGAUGAUAUCUCUACCCCAGGUGGCUUCCUCCAAGGGUCAGUGACCUUUGGCCCAGGUCAAAGAGGGUCAAGGACCUUUGACCUUCAGGUCAAGUCAUACGUAGGACCUGAAGUGGAAGAGGUGUUUAUAGUAGAGAUCUACCAGCUUGUCAGUACAGGAGAGAUUGACAAUGGACGAAGGCAAGCUAGGCUUACGGUUUUGAAGCAUGGAGACCCUAAUGGAAUAGUUCAGUUCACCGCAGAAUCUGUGCAGCCUCGAUACUUUAAUGAGCCGUCCGAUGGCAGCCCGUCUCAGAAGGUUGCCUUCCCCCUCAGCAGACGAGAGGGACUGAUAGGAGACAUACGGGUGCACUGGGAGGUAAGGGAUUCCUCUGGCAGACCCAUGCCAUCUGACAUAUCACCUACCAACGGCACUGUCGAGUUCCCUGAGAGCAUCGCUACCGCGUCCAUCCUUCUUGAGGUACUCCCUGAUGCCCUACCAGAGUUGGAAGAGGGGUUCACUGUUACCCUUGUUUCUGCCGAUGGGGGUGCGGAGAUCGACCCUGUCCUCCAUACAUCUGAGUUUUAUGUCAAUGCUAAUGAUGAUCCUCAUGGUAUCUUCAGUGUGGAUGAUGAGAGUCAGACCAUCGUCUUGGCUCGUAACAACAGACGUCGUCUUCAACUCACCGUUGACAGGUCAGCUGGAACUGUGGGGGCUGUUCAGAUUGGCUACCAACUCCAGUAUAACGAUGGUGUGACUGGUGCAUAUGUGCCGAGCAGUGGAUCUGUGCUUUGUGAAGAUGGCCAGACUCAGUGUGAGGAGCAAGUAGCCCUUCUAAACAAUGAUGUCUUCUUAGCCCAAGGUUCGACCUUCACUCUCAAUAUCACCUCGGUCACUUACAUGGGAACAGAUACACCUGUCAUACCACCAUCGAUAGAUCUAAGCAGUGAUAGCGCCACCAUUGUCGUACCAGAGGAAGUUGCCAAUUCACAGGUUGGAUUCAGUGAGACAGGGAUCAUGGUUGAUGAUGCAACUCUGGAGGUGACGGUCACCAUCCAGCGUCUGGGUACGUACGGUAACGUGGAUGUUACAUGGCAGAUGGGAUACAAACCAGGGGAAAUCCCUGCAGGCUUCAUGGACGGUGUCGUGACCCCGAGCACGGGUCAGAUCAGGCUCGUCCAAGGAGAGUCUACCGAGACAUUCACCGUCACGCUGAGCCCGACUGGUUUAGACACCGAACUCUUCGCUGUGCACAUCACCAAUGUUUUCUCCAACGUCGCUGGCGGUGCCGUGGCUUGGGAUGACUAUGACACGGCUCGGAUCGAUCCGUACGGCAUCGUAGGGUUCAGCGAUGGCUCGAGACAGGUCGUCGUUCAAGAAACAGACCAACAGGUAUCUCUAGAGAUAGAGAGAGCAGUGGGUACAUUGGGCAGUGUCCGCGUCACCUACAACACCGUUGCUUACACUGCUAUACCGGGUGAAGAUUACACUGCGGUUACCAGUGGUGCCAUGACCCUCGCCAACACACAGCGCAGUGCGACCAUCAUUGUACCGCUCUUGGAGGACACAGAACCAGAGCUGGAUAAGAUAUUUUUUGUCAAUAUCACGAGUGUGCAGAGACUCCCUAUUGGAUCAGGGCAAGGUCCCAGUCCCAAGCUCAGCUCUAUCUACUCGACGGCCGAGGUCACCAUAGAGGGUAGUAACGACCCGUACGGCGUAUUAAGCAUUGUCCCUGUUACCAUGGUAACGAUUGAAGCUGAAGAUGCCAGCAAGACGCUCACAUUUACCGUCCAAAGAACAGGAGGCUCAUAUGGAACCAUCCGUGUCAGAGCUCGAACCGUUGGCGGUGGCGAGUCUUGGCAGGGCUCCCUCGUUGGUCAAGUCUCCAACAGGUCAAAUACGAUUGAGGAGGCCUUGGCUAACGCGCAGGGACAGAAACUUGCCGAGGUUGAUGCUGAUUACCAACUUCUGGAGGAAGAAUUGAUAUUGAAUGAAGGAGAGACAAGCACAAGUAUAUACCUGACAGUCAACAGUGAUGACGUCCCAGAACCAGAUGAAGUCUUCUUCAUCUAUCUUAGCCAACCCGAGGGCGGGGCACGCAUCGCUCAGGGGGACAGUGACGGGGGAUUGAAGGGAUUUACUGAAGUGAUAAUCGCCGGCAACGACAAUUACAAUGGCAUCAUAGGAUUCAGUGACAUCUCGCUUUACGUCACCGUCUACGAGGACGUGAACCCUGUUGUGACACUUACUCUGGAUCGUGGAGAAGCUUUCUUUGAAAAUGUCACAGUCGACUGGCGAGCCAUGUACAGCCAAUCGGAGGAUGUUGCAAGUAACCGUGACCUCUCUGCUCAGCUGGAAAAGGUCGUGGGUGAGGUCACCUGCGAGGGCGGCAUGCGCUACUGUUCCCUCCCCAUCACCCUCGUGGAUGACGAGGAUCCCGAGUUUGCCCAGUCCUUCCUGGUUGAGCUGACAGGAGUGGGAGAGGGCGCUGUCCUGGCUGCCAGCUCCAGGUUGUUUGCCAACGUCACCAUGGCUGAUAGUGACUUCCCCAAUGGACUUCUGCAGUUCUCUCGAGAAUCAAGGCUUGUGAGUGUUGACACCUCUCCUGUCGAGGUCAGCCUGACCGUUGAGAGGGUCGGAGGGACAUCCAAGACCGUUAGGGUCAGUUGGUCCACCGGUCAGCUCCAGUCGCCUACCACCACAGCGGGUGUGACGAUCUAUCCAGCCAUUGGGGGUGCAGAGUUUACCUCGCAGGCCUCUACCUUGGUCUUUGCUCCUGGACAGCGUCGUCUGACGAUCACCAUCACGCUGACACCCGACAACCCACCCUCGUCAGAGAACUUCCCCAAGCAGUUCCAAGUCAGGCUUAUCACAGCUAAUAAUGGAGCAAGUGUGGAAAGCACUUAUGGUAUAGCUGAUGUGGUCAUUAGUGAAGAUAUGACCACGUCCGAGCUUUGGGAUACCUGGUACUCCGCACUGACCGACACUGGCAACUCUGGUAUUUACAAUGUUUUACAGAGUCUAUCGGACCAUGUGAGGCUGGAUCUAAGCAGCAACCAGCUUGCCUUGGUAACUGACAGUCUUAACAGCAUCGUGGCAGAAGGUUAUAAGAGGCGGUUGCCAAAUGACAUUCAGAACCAGAUGAUGAGUCUCUACUGCACCUUGAUGAUGCCCACCAGGUCGGACAGCCGUGGCGUCUAUGCCUUGGCAGAAUCCUUCACGGCGUUCUCCUACACCCUCGUGACAGGAUCAGAGUGCGAGACCAUGGAACCGAGGAUUAUGGAGUGUGAUCUCGCUAAGCUGGAGGUGGCAAGGUGGCUCCCCGAUACGGUCAAUGGGCAUAGAUUCGAUGGGAAGGAGAAUAACUUCUUCACUCUACCUACUGAUCUAUUGAAUGCGGAGCUUCAUGGAAAGAGUUCCAGUGACCCCAAGUGUGAGGAUGUGCACUUUAUUGAGUACAACAGUCAACAAUGGUUCCAUGGCAACGAUGGCUUGGAAACACUGAAUGAACAGGUCUUGUCUGUGGGUAUCAGGGGAGCAGAGAUGAAUUUCACCAACCUGUUGACACCGGUCCAAUACCGCAUCUCCACUGGCGGCUCUAGGGUCACCCCCCUUGGAGCAUCGUGUAUCCUGUACAACGGUCCUUCACGUCAGUGGCUAACCAGCUUCUGCAGUGUAGUGUCUGAUGGUGGUGACUUUGUUGAAUGUUCCUGCAAUCAUCUCUCAGAGUACGCAGUCCAGGCUCAGACAGACAACCUGAUUGGAUACAACCAAUACGUCUAUGCGUCCUGCUUCAUCUGCAUUGGUGGUAUGUUCCUGGCACUGGUAGCCCAUUGGUUCUGUGCAGUCCAGUGUAUGUUUGCUGCUAAGCUUCUACUACACCUCUGCUUUUCAUGUAUGGCACUGCAGAUCGUUUUUGUAAUCUCUGCAUACAUCAGUAGUUGGGUUGGUGUUCAAGGAUGUUCAGCUCUGGGUGUCGUCAUGCAUUUCUUCUUCCUCUCUCAGUUCACGUGGAUGCUGAUACAGUCUGUGAACUUCUGGAAGGUAUUCAUUUUGAAUGAUGAACACACAGACCGGUUCUAUGUACUCUUCUUUGUGCUUGGAUGGGCGCUGCCAGCUCUCGUGAUCGUCGUGUACGUGGUGGUGGCAUAUGCCGGCUUAGGAUGGGAUUUCUUCCAAGACAAGUCAUCGGGUACCCUUCAGGCAAUCUAUGGGGAUGUCAAUGGCAAAGAAGACAUAUGUUUCAUGCCCAACGGCUAUGCUGCUCUGGCUACAGCCAUGGCACCCGCUGCCCUGUCUCUGAUUGGUGUCUUUGUAGUGGUCAUACAGGCCUACCAAGUCAAACCGCAGUGGAAGCGAUACGACGAUGUCUACAUGGGCAGCUACAACACCACAGAAUACAAGCUGAUGCUUGUAUUCUGGUUACUCAUAGCAUUUACCUGGCUGUGGGGAGGUCUCCAUAUGGCCUACAGUCAACUAUGGCAACUUAUCCUCUUCUGCAUCUUUAAUAUACUACAGGGUCUGUACGCCUUCUUCUUCUACACCGUGCUACGUAACCAACUCUGCCGACACCCCUCCAAGGGGAACUACACCCUGAAUGCUUAUGACAACACUGGACUGAUCCUGGACAAUAGCCACACCUACUCCAGUCAGAAUCUAGUGGCCCUGCCCCACGAGAAGGGCUCCUUGUCCAAGAAUGGUACCCUGACCAAGCUGGAGGCUCAGCAGAUGAUCGAUAGGGCUAUGAGUCAGAUGAGCCAGCAUGGAGAGCUUGAGUGGGAUCGACAUUCUGUACACAGUCACCACAGCAUCCUAAACACCAAGACCCCAUCUAUACAAGGGAGCAACCUCUACGCCCCCGCUCCCUUCCAAGACGCCCUCCCUACCGCUGCCCCACCCCUCCCACAGGUCCGCCUCCACCCCUCGCCACCCGUCCCUCCCCCACCCCCAGCUCCCGCCAUCAUGGAGCAGGACGACGACACCGAGUCGCAGGACUUUGACGAUCUCAUCUUCGCGCUCAAGACGGGCGGGGCUUAUCAACUGGCGGAUUCCUCGCAGGAGAGACCGCGAUCGAGGGCUUCCAGCUCCCCGCCGAAUCAGUCGUGGAAGGAACAGGAUGAGAUAUCACCGGUAUUAAGAGUGUCGCCCGACAGUGAAGAUCAUUAUCAAAUGAGACGGAUCAAUAUCGCCGAUACUCAUUUAUGAUCUACCCCCUUAGUUAAACUCUUUGCCCGUCAGGGACAGAAUCACUCCAGUGCCACAUUAAUUUCAAGGUGCAACCUUUAGAGGGGUUUUGCAUGGACUAUGCUAAUUCAGCUCACAAAAGCUUUUGAUUGGCUUAUUGUAAAGAAAAGCUUUGUGUGUACACAGUAAAGCGAUGCACACAUCACUAUUGUGUAUGAACAACAGACUUAAUGCACUCUGUGUGUAUUGUGAAUAGAAUGUGACUCGAGUCGAAACUGGCAGUCUGCUGUACGUGACUCUUGUCAAACAAAGCGGGCAAAGAGUUGUUGUGGGGUGUUGCAUCGAAAGCCUCUUUCUAUCAAUUUUGUGAUUGAGUCGAUCAGGAUCGGCUGCAAAUUAGUUGCUACUCGACUUUCUUGCAACUCUCCACAAGUCAUCCAUUCAGGUUUUGUGUAAUAAGAACUGCCAUGUGUUAGAUGUAAUUCCAAUGAACCAUUUUUGAUAGAAUAACUGUAAGAAAGUUUUGAAACAUAGAGUUACUUUUGUAAUAAAGAAAUAGAAAACAGUAAGCGAUUAAUAUAUUCAUGAAUGAAAUGUUUUCUUCCUUUUUUAAUAGAAAGUAGAGAUACCAAUUCUCGUGUUUGUAGGCUGUAUGUGAUGUUAAAUAUACUGCACCAUCAUAUUUAUUACUUGAUCAAUGAUUUUGUAAUUGAAUUACUCAGUACUGAAGUGAAUAUUCUCAAAAGCCAGACGUGCUAUUGAAUUAAUUGUAUUCAAGAUGUAUUUCACUCUUGUUCCAGGGGAUUGGAAUGUAUUUGUAUUUAAUCAUUUUCUUGCCUUAGAAUCAGCGGAUGUGUAAUUCAUUGUGGUGCAGCGAUUAUGUACAUAUAAUAUCAGCUCUGCCCAGGCCGGAAUCACAGGCUUGGUUGAAAUUUAACUAACGUAAGCACCGAUAUCACAGGGUUUGUGAAGGUUUUGCAAGAAAGCAAAUGAAUAGGUCUAACACUCAUACUUUACGCAAGAAACGAGUGUCUUUCGUUUGGAAGAAGUACUCGUGAAUGAAAAGUGACUCCAAUUCAAACCCCACAAACUAUCUGCAGGGCUUCCGAUUAUUUUGCACCAUUUUGAUGCAUGAAAAUAAAUUUUGGGCUUAUAAUUUGCAUCCUCGCUAAUCGUUUGAGAG